Syzygium oleosum is the source of this 1302-nucleotide messenger RNA. RefSeq names its product peroxidase 3-like. Gene Ontology annotation, biological process: response to oxidative stress; hydrogen peroxide catabolic process. Gene Ontology annotation, molecular function: heme binding; peroxidase activity. Gene Ontology annotation, cellular component: plasmodesma; plant-type cell wall. The transcript is spliced from 4 exons. NCBI's taxonomy places the organism in Eukaryota, Viridiplantae, Streptophyta, Magnoliopsida, Myrtales, Myrtaceae. The coding region runs from base 89 to 1072 and encodes 327 amino acids. The record is from RefSeq and is a predicted model, not a curated record.
CAAACAAAGCCCUUUCGGGUUAAUUCCACAUAAAACGCGUUUAAUCUAGUGAGUUUUGCUAAAGGAGAAGGGCUUGUAUUGAGGCAAGAUGGGAAGACUAUUUGGUUUGGGCAUUGGGAUUGUUUUGGGUUUUCUAGGGUUUGUUGUUGUCUCAAUUCAAGCUCAACUUGAGAUGGGUUAUUAUUCAAAGAGCUGCCCAGAAGCUGAAAGUAUUGUGAGAGACUUUGUCGAAGAUCACAUCCGCAAUGCUCCUUCUUUAGCAGCCGCUCUACUGAGGAUGCACUUUCACGAUUGCUUCGUUAGGGGUUGUGAUGCUUCGCUGCUUUUGAACUCUACUUCAAGCAACCAAGCAGAGAAAGAUUCUCCUCCAAAUUUCACCGUGAGAGGCUUUGACUUCAUCGAUCAAGUGAAGAGCCUUGUUGAAGCUGAAUGCCCCGGAAUCAUCUCUUGUGCAGACAUCAUAGCUUUGGUCGCAAGAGAUGCAAUUGUGGCCGCCGGAGGUCCAUUUUGGAGAGUUCCCACAGGUAGAAGAGAUGGAGUUAUUUCAAGGGCAUCAGAAGCACUGAGCAACAUCCCUCCUCCAACCAGCAAUCUCACCGCUCUCCAAACAUUUUUUGCCAAUCAAGGACUUGAUUCAAAAGACUUAGUUUUAUUGACCGGAGCUCACACGAUUGGUGUAUCUCACUGCUCGUCUUUCCGCAACCGGCUAUACAACUUCUCCGGCGUCGGGGAUCAAGACCCGUCCCUGGACAGCGAGUAUGCAGCGAAUCUCAAGGCCAAGAAGUGCAGGAGCCCAAGUGACGACACCAUUGUGGAGAUGGACCCGGGCAGCCACAGAACCUUUGACCUCAGCUAUUACAGACUUGUGCUCGAGAGGAGAGGCCUCUUACAAUCGGAUUCUGCUCUCACCACCAGUCCUGCUACCGAGCUCUUCGUCACACAAGUCCUCCAAGGGUCACUUGACAACUUUUAUGCUCAAUUUGCCUUGGCAAUGGAGAAGAUGGGCCGGAUCGACGGGAAGACCGGGUCCGCGGGCGAGAUAAGGAAGCAUUGUGCGCGGGUGAAUAGCUAAAACAAAAGGGAAUAACCUUUGCUCUUUCUUUUCUUCAAUAUAUUGCAUGUUUUUGGCGGAAUGUCAUCAAUAUUUAUGGGUGAUGAACCGAUAGUGGUUGCAUAGGAAUAACAAAGAGUAAAAUUCACAGCAAGGGCACUUCUACUAUGGUGACAUCAAGCUUGCCCGAAAGGAAGCAUGCCUCGGCGCAAUGUGAGCAUGACUAGCAAAUAUACCAACAACAUACCUCA